AUGCAGCACAAUGCUGGUUCGCCUAAGAUGAAUCCAAUCAAGACUGCCGAUGCUCCCAAUCCCAUCACUUUUCGAAAUCACCGGCCCGGCGACAUGGGCUAUAUCACUCACCGACAUGGCGUUAUCUAUGCCAAAGAGCACAACUACGGCGAACUAUUCGAGGCCAUGGUUAGCCAGAUAACGGCCGACUUCCUCCUCAAUUACGAUCCGGCAAAAGAGCGGUGCUGGAUAGCAGAAAGAGACGACAAGUUUCUAGGUGCCAUCAUGCUCAUUAGGGACCGCGAAACGAUUGGUAGAGCGAAACUGAGAUGCUUCUUUGUAGAAAAGGAAGCACGGGGGUCUGGCUUGGGAACGGAGUUGAUUAGGCUGUGUGUUGCGUUUGCACGAGAAGUUGGAUAUGAGCGCAUUGGCUUGGCAACCGACUUUCACCUGGCCUCUGCGCGGCGGUUGUAUGGCAAGGCCGGGUUUGAGCUGAAAGCUACCGAGGAACAUGAAGCCUGGGGGAAGAAGCGCAUGGGAGAGACUUGGGAGCUGCAGCUUAAAUAG
Molecule: messenger RNA, 546 nt
Organism: Colletotrichum orchidophilum
Lineage: Eukaryota; Fungi; Ascomycota; Sordariomycetes; Glomerellales; Glomerellaceae
Product: MarR-family transcriptional regulator
Exons: 1
Coding region: 1-546 (181 amino acids)
Molecular function (GO): N-acetyltransferase activity
Source: RefSeq, a predicted model, not a curated record